GUCAUCCCCUGAAAGUCAAAAUGUCCCGGCUAUAUAACAGCCUACCUUGUUGGCCAUAACUAUUCGAGGGCAGACAUUGUUAAAGAUAUUGUUAAACUAUAUUUCAGAUUUAUUUUUGUUUUGUUUUGUUCACUUGUGACCGAAGAGGAAGUUUCAUCUGGAAACGUCUCUGUAAGGUCAUCUUAAAGCUUAGAGAAGGUCUACGUUUAAGGUAGCAGCCAUGGUGUUGAUUCUGGGCAGAAGGAUGAACAGGGAGGACUCUGGGAUCAGAGACUCACCAGCUGUCAAACGCAAGGUGUUUGAGGUUGACUCCAAAACCUUUGCCAGCCAGGAUGUCUUGGACUUCUGUUCUGGCUCAUCCCACUCAGAGGGCAUUCUGCAGGUAUUCAAUGAGUUUCGCGACUGCCGCCUGUUCACUGAUGUUGUCAUCAGUGUGCAGGGCCGUGAGUUCCCCUGCCAUCGCGCUGUGCUCUCUGCCUGCUCCUCCUACUUCAGAGCCAUGUUCUGCAACGAUCACCGUGAGAGCCGCGAGAUGCUGGUCGAGAUCAACGGCAUCCUGGCUGAGGCGAUGGACUCCUUCCUCACCUAUGUUUACACCGGCCGUGCCAAAAUCACCACAGAGAAUGUCCAGUUCCUCUUUGAGACCUCCAGCCUCUUCCAGAUCUACACACUGCGUGAUGCCUGUGCCAAGUUCCUGGAAGACCAGCUGGACCCUUGCAACUGCCUGGGCAUCCAGCGCUUCGCAGAUGCCCAUGCCCUGAAGCAGCUAGCCAGCCGAUGCCGCAGUUACGCCAUUGCCAACUUCUCAGACGUGGCUCAGCACGAGGAGUUCCUCGACCUACGCAAAGAAGAGCUGGAAGAGUACACUGGCAGUGAUGAGCUGGCCAUCGGUAAGGAGGAGGAGGUGUUUGAGGCAGUGAUGAGAUGGGUGUACCACGAUGUGGAGCACAGGAAGCCCAUGCUUAAGGACCUGCUGCACCAUGUGCGACUGCCCCUUCUGCACCCCAACUACUUUGUCCAGACAGUGGAGGGAGACCAGAUUAUCCAGAAUGCCCCGGAGUGCUACCAGCUUCUCCACGAGGCCAGACGCUACCACGUGCUCGGAAAUGAAAUGAUGUCACCCAGAACUCGUCCACGCAGGUCGACUGGAUAUUCUGAGGUGAUUGUAGUGGUGGGGGGUUGUGAGAGAAUGGGGGGCUUCAACCUGCCCUACACUGAAUGCUAUGAUCCAGUCACAGGAGAGUGGAAAUCCCUGGCCAAACUACCUGAGUUCACCAAGUCAGAGUAUGCUGUCUGCGCCCUCCGCAAUGACAUUCUGGUGUCAGGUGGUCGUAUCAACAGCAGGGACGUGUGGAUGUAUAACUCCCAGCUCAACCUGUGGAUCAGAGUGGCUUCUCUUAACAAAGGCCGCUGGAGACACAAGAUGGGCGUCCUACUGGGCAAGGUCUAUGCUGUGGGGGGCUAUGAUGGGCAGAGCCGCCUGAGCAGCGUGGAGUGUUAUGACUCCUUCUCUAACCGCUGGACGGAGGUGGCUCCCAUGAAAGAGGCGGUCAGCUCUCCGGCCGUGGCCAGCUGCGCCGGCAAGCUCUUUGUCAUAGGAGGAGGGCCUGACGAUGACACUUGUUCAGACAAGGUUCAGUGCUAUGAUCCAGAGACGGACUCUUGGUUACUGCGGGCCAACAUCCCCAUCGCCAAGCGCUGUAUCACAGCAGUGUCCCUCAACAACCUGAUCUAUGUGUGUGGGGGUCUCACCAAGUCCAUAUUCUGCUACGACCCCGCAGAGGACUACUGGAUACAUGUGGUUCACACCUUUAACAAACAGGAGAGCUGCGGCAUGUCAGUGUGCAACGGCAAGAUCUUCAUCCUUGGUGGCAGAGGGGAAACCGGCGAAGCAUCAGACAACAUCCUGUGUUACGACCCGGCAACAGGGAUCAUCACAGGAGUGGCAGCCAUGCCGAGGCCGAUCUCCUACCAUGGCUGUGUAACCAUCCACCGCUACAAUGACAAGUACCACAGGACCUGACCGUAAACAAGCUCACACACUAAAGAACUUAAACUCUUUUAAAAACGUAAGCUCUUCAAGUUCACCCCCUGCACAACACAAACACACACUUACAACAUACACAUUAAGGAGCUCAGUCCACAGUACCGUUGGGCUAAUUUAUUUUCUCACCGCAUCAUGUAGCAAUACUCAUUGUGGUGUUGUAAAUCUUUUGCUGUUGUGUACUAUCGUUAUAGCCCUUCUGUGGAAAUGCUAAGUGGUUGAUAAUGCUAAUGACUCGUCUGUAACCUGAGCUAAAGUGGAGUCAGAUCAACAUGGCAGAUCUGCCUUGCAUUAGCAGUAACUGCACAAGGCUGGGAAGUAAUGGAUCAUAUCUCACAGAAGUAAAGGAAACCGAUUAUGAUAAGGGUAAAAUAAAUAAAAAGUAGCGAUAUAAUAAAUAUUUUAUUGAAAAUGAUACGAGACUAUAAAUUGUAAUUGCGAGAUUAAUACUUAACCUUAGGAUCAGAUAUCUAGGGUAACAAUAUUCUAAACUUAAGGUUCACUUACUAUUAAGUUUACUGAAGAAGAGGCAGGGUUGGCUCAGUGGGUAGAGCAGGCGCACAUAUACUGAGAGGUUUAUGCCUCGACGCAGAGGUCCAGGGUUUGAGUCAGACCUGUGACGAUUCCCUGCAUGUCUUCCCCCUCUCUCUCUCUCCCUUUUCUCGCCUAGCUGUCCUGUCCAUUAAAGGUGGAAAAGCCCAACAAAAUUAUCUUUAAAAAAAAUAAAAAGUUUACUGAAGAAAGCCAAGGAAUAUGGUUGAUAACUCAAUGAAAAGUAAGUAAAAGUCAGUUCCGAUUAUUACACGGCCUUGAUGAAUACUUCAUUCUGAUUGGUCAAAUUUUUUUUUUUCUGUAUAACCGACCGUUAAGUAUAACAGACUGUUCCCAUAGGUAGAGAUUUGAUCAGACUCUGGCGGACCAUUUUUAAAUCAACAUUUGUGCUAUACGGAGCUCAUACCGCUAAUCAGCGAAUCAAAGGGAGAGAGAGGGUGGAGGAAACGGGGAUCGCUAGCAGAGCUAAUGGCAACAGUGCAAACCGAGCAUUAGUUAGCUCUAACAUGUUUAGCUUACUCACUGGGACGACCUGGCUUCCGCCGGAGAGCCCUACGUGCUCAUCACCAGUAAAGUUAACCGUCCCAACCGGGACGCAGACAAGUAACCUCUGUAUGAGCAGCCGAGUAAUACGUCAUGUAAUAAGCGGGAUAUGUGGAGCUCGCUCUACUUAUCACUUAAAUAUUUCAUUAUAAUAUUUGUACAUAUUGUCUAAGAAAAUUGAACAUUGAAUUUUGUAAAUGACAAUUAGUAAACUGUUUGCUUACCUAACUGCAUAUUUGAUGGAUUUAAUACUAACUGAAAGGGCUAAAAGUCCUAAUAACAUUAUUGAGUUUUAGUAAUUGAUUUUGUGACGACAGUGAUUAUAAGCAGGUAAUCCGUUUAAAAGGGAACUUCCCAACACUGUGCUUUUAUUACUGUGCAAAGUUAACAUCACCCUGAGAUCUCGGUUGCUGAUGAGCUGAAAUGAACUCAGAGAGUGCUGAUGAACAAAAAAAAUGCCAUUAGGCAAACAUUGAAAAGAAUGAGCCAAUAAUGAUCUGCCAGCAGAAGAAAAAGCCAUAUGACUUCAUUUUAGACUGAUAGAUGAGAUGUCAGGUCAGUUUUCUAACCUUGUACCCACUGCACUCCAUGUGGAUACAUAUACAUACAGUACAGUACAACGCAGUACUGGUAAAGAACAUUACAAAGUACUGUCCUCCGUUUCUUUUAACUCUUGACUCCUUGAUACUAAAAAUGACCUGAUAAAGAAAUGUGGUAAACAGUCAGCCAGCUGCUCUCCCACAGUAUCAGUGGUCAUAGGUACAAGUUGCUCUCACCCGUUGGCCCAGAUCGGUGUUAAGAGAAGAGAUAAAGAGGCUGGAACAAAAUAUUGGAACACAGCCACAGCCGUUAGCUCUUCCCUUUUUUAUUUUCACAUCCCUGCACUUAUCACCUAGUUCUACUUCCCAUGUGCAUUUCCCUUUUCCUUCCUCCAGCUGUGUAAUCACCUCACAUUUAGAUAUCACCUUUUCAAGCUUUAUUUUUGCUGCAUUUAAGUUCUUAAUAUUACACUCAUUACUGACUUUUUUUUUUUUUUUAAGUUAUACUUUUUUGUCUUUUAGAAUUGGAUGGUUACUGUAUUAUAUGUAGCUUUGGUGUGUCAUUUUAUAUCAUUGUUAGUUCAUUGGUGUACUGGGCUUGUGGGUGGUUUUGUAGAUGUGAGAAGCCUUUGUAGAUCAAACUCAAAGACGGCUCUGAAUUAGUGGUGUGCAUGUAUCGUAUGUAACGUAUGUGUGCGACUUUUACAACUCUGUCUGGAUGUGUCGGAGCCAAGGAGAUUUAUCAAGGAGUUUAUCAUUGCGCAACUCAUAACAGGGGUUUUCACACUAAUGGUGGCAUCUCUCACCUGUGCACUUACAUGUUUUUCGGGGUAACCAUAGAUACCUCCAGGUGUGUAUGUGUCUAUGUGUGUUUACUAGUCAGCUAAGGUGGUGUGUGUGUGUGUGUGUGUGUGUGUGUGUGUGUGUGUGUGUGUGUGUGUGUGUGUGUGUGUGUGUGUGUGUGUGUGUGUGUGUGUGUGUGUGUGUGUGUGUGUGUGUGUGUGUGUGUGUGUGUGUGUGUGUGUGUGUGUGGCAGUGCUCUGAAUGACAAGGAUUUUGGAUGAUGUGGCUCAUGGUCAGUAGACCUUUUACUACAGUAGGCGUUGAUAGACUAGAGAUAUUGCUGUGAAUAUAACUUUUUUUUUCUUUCUUUAACUUGUAUUUAAAUGUUUGGUUGCAUAUUGAGUUUUUCUGUAACAGAGUAUUUGACAGCACUUUGACAGAGUCCUGUUAAAUGUAGAAUUAUAUGACGUUGAUUUCCUUCCUUUUUUUUUUUUUUUUUUACUGUAUCAGUAAAUGUUCUUUGUUUUCAUGUGACGUAUGGAAGAGACUGUAAAAGGGCCUGUCAGCGUCUCCUGUUGGCCGUUGUCUGCUAUGGCUCGGUUAUUCUAACAAAAACAACAUAAACUGCUAGACAGAGAACAAUGUGUGAGGAAGAGAGUUUUGGCUUUCAAUUUUAGGUUAAAAAGUUGCGGAUCAGUGAGUUUACAUUUGUUAACAAUGUGUAACUUCAUACACAGCAUAAGCAUAAGAACAUCAGGGAUUGUGCCUCCGUCUGUCAGUCACAAUGACAAAAACAGGUGGAGGUCUUUCGGCUUAAACCCUCCUCGAGGCAGUUGUUUUUUUCUGGAUGGUUCAGUGUCAGGUCUUCAACAGAAGUACAGUCUGGAAAGAAAACCAUCCUCAGGCCCGCCCCACACUCCUAGACAUAAGUAACAUACUGUACCUAGGGGUCACUCAGGAAGCCAACAAGAGGUGGCUAAGAGGAAAUAAUGUGGUAAAGCAAAAGUUAGAGGGAGUUAGAUAAAUAGUGAUAGAGAGAGAAUUUGAGUGUGUGUGCGUCUGUGAUUCCACUGAGUAUUUACACAUAACACGUUACGUUGAUUUAUUGAUUUUCAUUAUUAGCUUUAUAGAGGCCUUCAUACAUUGUUUGCUUUAAUAAGAUUAUUCAUCGUUAUUGUCUAUUGAUUUGUUUUUGUUUUUUGAUGGUUGUGUGACCGUUUGUUGCUGAGAUGUUUUGACUUCCACAUGCAAAUGGCAUGCUUUAAAUUAAACCCCCAAGAGCUGAGCAUUAAAUGUUGAUUGAUUGAUUUUGAUAUCAAUGCAGAUAUAAAAUAGAUUAAAUUCAAACCCACUUUGUUGAAAAAUGCAGAUGGUUAAUUGCGCUUGUAUGCAAGAUGGGGGCUUUAACAUGUUAAUUGCAGAAUGUUGACCUGUGUGCCUUAAUAAAAGAAUGACGAGUGUGGAAUUAAAUCUUAUCAUUUUGUUAUAAACUUUUCUUAUUGUAUGUAUGAUGUGAUAUUUUAACACCACUUUCUCCUCAGAUGCUCUUUGUCUAACUGCGAGGAAGCUUUGGAUUAUUGUAAACUGCAGUAUGAAAUGUAAUGGUUGGCUUGUGUAAGAGAAACGUCAAUAAAGUUUUUCUUUCCAUCCCAA
This is a messenger RNA of Perca fluviatilis (European perch), 6114 nucleotides long. It is a transcript of the gene klhl24a, whose product is annotated as kelch-like family member 24a. The record is from RefSeq and is a predicted model, not a curated record. Gene Ontology annotation, molecular function: protein binding. Bases 221 to 2023 code for a protein of 600 amino acids. The transcript has 8 exons. Lineage: Eukaryota; Metazoa; Chordata; Actinopteri; Perciformes; Percidae.